Messenger RNA from Chrysoperla carnea, 1509 nucleotides. RefSeq names its product zinc finger protein OZF-like. Gene Ontology annotation, cellular component: nucleus. Bases 1 to 1362 code for a protein of 453 amino acids. NCBI's taxonomy places the organism in Eukaryota, Metazoa, Arthropoda, Insecta, Neuroptera, Chrysopidae. Gene Ontology annotation, molecular function: zinc ion binding. The record is from RefSeq and is a predicted model, not a curated record. The transcript is spliced from 6 exons.
AUGGAAGAAUAUGAAAAUGUUUGUCGUACAUGUUUAUGUAAAAAUAAUGCAAACAUAUCUAUAUUUAAUGUUGACCAUAUUGAUUCUAUUGAAUUUGUAACUAUUUUAAGAGAAUGCACUUCAAUACAAAUUGCCGAAUUUGACAAAUUGCCAAAAUUAAUAUGUCAAAAAUGUAUCGAUCAAGUAAAUGUUAAUUAUAAUUUCAAAAAACAAUGCUUAGAAUCACAGGAAACACUUUUAUUAAUCAGCGAAAAGCAUUCAGAUAUUAAUAUUGAUAAAGUUGAUAUUAAGGAUGAAUUAUUGUAUACUGACACUGAUAACAAUUAUCACGAGGACGGUAAUGAUGGCGAUGUCAAAAGUGAAGACUUCGGCGACGAUGAAAAUGAUUUAGAUGCUGACGACGACUAUAACGAAUAUAUUUGUUUAAACGACGGUGAUAUUAAAUACGAAUCAAAUGACAAUAAUAAGAAACAUAAAGCUAAAAAACGAAAAAAUGGAACGACCGAUACGACAGGAACCGAUGACGAGCAACGUAUUAAAUGUGAAGAAUGUAGUUUAACAUUCAAUAAGAAAAGUGGUCUAGAUCAACAUGUCCGUUUAGAGCAUUCCAAUCGUAAAUAUAAAUGUGAUCAAUGUGAUAAAAGUUUUAUUUUAUUGGGAUGUUUAAAAAAUCAUCAAUUAAGUCAUGGUUUCAAUUGUAAAAUAUGUUUACGAAGUUUUGAGAGUGCGGACAUUUUGAAUGAACAUUUAGUCGAGCAUAAAAAUCAAAAUGGUUUUGUGUGUAAAGAAUGUGGAAAAGAAUUUGCGAAAAAAGUUAAAUUAAAAUUACAUUUAAGGACUCAUACAGGUGAAAAACCACAUUUAUGUACGGUUUGUGGACGAACAUUUGCAUUACAAGGAAAUUUAAAUACUCAUAUGCGAAUGCACAAUGGAGUCAAACCAUAUUCAUGUCAUUUGUGUAGUAAAGGUUUUGUACAAUGGUCAUCUUGGAAAAGUCAUAUGAUAACACAUGAAAACGAACGAAUUUUCGAUUGUCCAAAAUGUAAUAAAAGUUUUACACGUAAAGCGGUAUUACGUAAUCAUUUAGCAUUCCAUUCAGACGUACGAAAAUAUUCAUGUCCAUUUUGUCCGAAGAAAUUUAAAACAUCAUCGGAACUUGUUACACAUCGAAAUAUUCAUACCGGUGAAAAAAGUUAUAUUUGUUCAUACUGUAACAAAAGUUUUAAUCGUGCAAGUACAUUACGUGUUCAUAAACGGAUCCACACGGGAGAAAGACCUCACGUUUGUAAAAUAUGCUUUAGAGGUUUUAUUCAACUACAUGUUUUGAACACGCAUUUAAAAACGCAUAAAAUAAACGAAUGAAAUCAUAUAAAUUUCUUUACGAAAAUUGUAUAUUAAUGAAAAAUUUAUGUGUAUGGCCUAAUUAUGAAUAAUUUAAUGAAUUUUAAGUGAAUUUGUUCAAUAAUCUCAAAUGAAUCUCAAUUUUAGUAUUUUAAUUGAUCUAAAUAA